This is a messenger RNA of Salvia hispanica, 1122 nucleotides long. Lineage: Eukaryota; Viridiplantae; Streptophyta; Magnoliopsida; Lamiales; Lamiaceae. The record is from RefSeq and is a predicted model, not a curated record.
AUGGAGUAUCUUGAUCUAUCCAACAACCAAUUCAAUGGUCAAAUAAAAGAAUUCCCCAUUGAAAACCAGUCUACCCUUUUUUGGCUAGAUUUGAGUGGUAAUAGGAUUGGAGGUCCUAUUCCUAACUUCUUCUUCCAACUUCCAAACUUGUUCUUUCUCUGGCUUUCUGACAACUUGUUCAAUGACACUUUUCAACUGAAUAAGAUUCGAACUCUUACAAUUCUUUCAAUGCUUAGUCUUUCUAACAACAACUUGUCAGUUGACACAACCAACGUGAGUUCAAGUUCGCAUGGAUAUCCCAAUUUACAGGUGUUACAAAUGUCAUUAUGCAAUUUGUACGAUUUCCCAGACCUUAGAAAUGCAUCCUAUUUGUCGAAUUUGGACCUCUCAAACAAUCGUUUGCGAGGGGAUAUUCCUAGUUGGAUUUGGGAAAUCAAAGAGAUAUAUUUGGAUCUUUCUUUUAAUCUUCUGACAGGUUUGAAAAAGCUUCCCAUCUCUCCAAAUUUUAGUGAUUCUAUUAUCUUGCUCGCGAACAAUCAACUAACUCCUACAAAUGAGGUGACAUUAACGGUUAAAGGGAUUGAGGUUUGGCCCGACUUCACGUCCGUUGAUAUGUCUUCCAAUCGUUUUGAAGUAGAAAUACAGGGCGCAAUUGGUAAUCUUAGCUCACUCUAUCUUCUCAAUUUAUCCCACAACUCUCUCAGUGAUGCAAUCCCGAGAUCAUUGGGUGCCUUGACAGAGCUUGGGUCGCUCGACCUCUCUGAAAACAUGCUCACCGGGACAAUACCUUGGGAGCUCACGAAACUAUCUUUUCUGUCAAUCUUGAAUGUAUCUUACAAUGAUCUGAAAGGGAUGAUCCCAACUGGUCGUCAGUUCCAAACGUUUUCGGCUGAUUUGUUUGAAGGAAACGCAGGGUUAUGUGGUUUCCCACUCAACAAAAGUUUCAGCAGCCCUCAUGAACCUGGCUCAACACCAUAUGAAUCGAAAGAUGAGGAGAUUGAGUGGGAAUAUGUGUUUGUUGCUUCUGUUUAUGUUGUGGGAAUAGGAAGCGUCGCAUGGACACUGUUAUUUUGCAGAAGGUUGAGAGAAAGAUACUUUUUAGAAGAUAGAAGAGGUUGCUGA